GCGCCGGCUGCAGCGCGGGCAGGCGCGGGGCCGGGAUGUCGCCGCCGCCGCCUCCUCGCGGGCCGGGGCUGCGCCGCCGGGGCUGAGCCACUGCCAAAGCCGCGGGCCGAGAGGCCGCCGGGCGCGCCCGCAAGGCGGGAGGAUGGGCUGCGGCGGGAGCCGGGCGGAUGCCAUCGAGCCUCGCUACUAUGAGAGCUGGACCCGGGAGACCGAGUCCACCUGGCUCACCUACACUGACUCGGACACGCCGCCCAGCGCCGCCGCCCCGGACAGCGGCCCCGAGGCGGGCGGCCUGCACGCAGGUGUGCUGGAAGACGGACUGUCCUCCAAUGCUGUGCCCCGAUCCACAGCUCCCGGUGGAAUGUCCAACCCAGAGAAGAGGACGAGUUGUGGGACUCAGUGCCCAAACUCCCAGACCCUCAGCUCAGGCCCUCUGACCCAGAAACAGAACGGCCUUCGGACCACAGAGGCUAAAAAAGAUGGGAAGAGAAUGUCUGCAAAAGAAGUCACCAUUAAUGUUACAGACAGCAUCCGACAGAUGGACAGAAGUCGAAGAAUCACAAAGAACUGUGUCAACUAGCACAGUGUCCAAAUGCAGAGCAGAUGGACUUCUCUGUUGCCCUUCACAGUCCUGGAUCUGAUCAUGGAACCUUGAGGAAGUGGAUGCUUCUUGCUGAACCCGAACGCUGCCGAGUGCCCAGGGAGAUUGUCUCACCUGGCAGCAAACAGCUGCUUGAGUUGUUGAGACCUUCUGAGCCUCCUGUGAUCACGCCAACAUGUUGGCACAGUGCUCACAUAGCCAAAUAAACUUCA
Messenger RNA from Otolemur garnettii (small-eared galago), 813 nucleotides. RefSeq names its product BAALC, MAP3K1 and KLF4 binding (gene BAALC). Gene Ontology annotation, cellular component: cytoplasm. The record is from RefSeq and is a predicted model, not a curated record. Bases 143 to 580 code for a protein of 145 amino acids. The transcript has 3 exons. Lineage: Eukaryota; Metazoa; Chordata; Mammalia; Primates; Galagidae.